This is a messenger RNA of Drepanopeziza brunnea f. sp. 'multigermtubi' MB_m1, 687 nucleotides long. RefSeq lists its product as uncharacterized. Lineage: Eukaryota; Fungi; Ascomycota; Leotiomycetes; Helotiales; Drepanopezizaceae. The record is from RefSeq and is a predicted model, not a curated record.
AUGAAGAGAAGCCGCUCAUCAUCCCCAUCGCCGCACGGCGGGGAUGGGAAGCGCACUCGUCGCUGCUCCUCGCCCGACCUCGGGUGGGGGGGCAGCGACCCCUUCGCCGGCUUCUUCGCCAACCUUCGGCGACCAGUCACCCCUCCGCCCGCCGCCAUCGCGGCACCAGUCCUUUCCGCUCCGGCUGCUCCUGCUGCCCUCCCCCCCUCCAUGUGGCUGGGCCCUCGCAGAAGCAGAUUUAUCCCUCACGCCCCCCCCGCCGCCUAUCGGCGCGAGCUGGCCGAGCGGACCGAGAGGGAGAGGGCGGAGAAGGAAGAGAGGGAGAAGUCGGAGGCUGCUGAAGAAGAGGAGAGCGAGGAGGACGAGGAUGGGGAUGUGGAUAUGGGUGGGGUGAACGCCCGAUAUAGGGGCAGGGGGAAGAAGAGGUCGAAGAGGGUGAGGGCGAGGAAAGCGGCUGCGAAAGCGCUGCGGAAGAGGCUGGAGAAGGGGAGGAAGGAGGCCGAGGAGGAAGAGGCGGCUCGGGCCUGGGCGCCAGAGCAGGAGGUGGGUAGGGAUGGUGGGGUGGGGGGUUGUUUUGACGAGAGAGGUGGGGAUGAGGAGGAGUACGAGGGGGGUGAUGAGUACGAGGAGGAGGAUUUGUACUCAGCGGAUUGUCUGCGGGGGCUGAGAUGUUCUUCGUCGAUCUAG